AUGAAAACACAUUUAAGAGAAUUGAAAAUUCAACUACUCGAAUAUUUCUCGUUUGCCAAAUUAUCAGUUGAGACUCACAACCAACUGAUAGAAUUAUCAGCUGAUAAGAAAUUACAGCUACAAUUUGGAUUUCAAGAUUUAAAUAAGGUUUGGAUUGCCCGGAAAAAUGAAUAUGGAAGUGAGGUAACAGAGGCAUUGAAAAUUUUGAUUCCGUUAGCUACUUCUUAUUUAUGCGAAAAAGGAUUCUCAUCCAUGGUGGCAAUAAAAACUAAGUACAGAAAUCGUUUGUUAUCACUAGAAAAUAACUUACUUUUAUGUGUUUCAGAUGUUGAACCACAAAUUAAGCAACUUUUAAAUGUAAAACAAGUUCAAAGAUCACACUAA
Messenger RNA from Sipha flava (yellow sugarcane aphid), 384 nucleotides. Its product is annotated as zinc finger BED domain-containing protein 5-like. Gene Ontology annotation, molecular function: protein dimerization activity. The record is from RefSeq and is a predicted model, not a curated record. NCBI's taxonomy places the organism in Eukaryota, Metazoa, Arthropoda, Insecta, Hemiptera, Aphididae. The transcript is spliced from 2 exons. The coding region runs from base 1 to 384 and encodes 127 amino acids.